Molecule: messenger RNA, 1575 nt
Organism: Fraxinus pennsylvanica
Lineage: Eukaryota; Viridiplantae; Streptophyta; Magnoliopsida; Lamiales; Oleaceae
Source: the annotation of a GenBank genome assembly
AUGGCAACUCCACUCUAUUUCCUCCCAACUCUGCUAUUAGUUCUUGCUCAAUCCAUCACUUCUUUUACAGAAGAAACAAAGUGUGGCGGCAAUAAAGAACUGAUCAACCGCAGAGGUUUCCCCGAUGGAUUUGUAUUCGGUGCAGCCUCUUCUGCUUAUCAGUAUGAAGGUGCAUAUAAUGAACAAGGAAAAGGCCUGAGCUUGUGGGAUAAUUUCACACAUAUGUACCCAGAAAGGAUAAUAGACCACAGUAAUGGUGACGUAGCAAUUGACUCUUAUCAUCGUUACAAGGAAGAUGUGCAAAUGGCAAAAGAUAUGGGUAUUGAUGCCUAUAGGAUUUCAAUAUCAUGGCCAAGAAUAUUUCCAGGUGGAACAAUAAGAAAAGGACCGAACCAGGACGGAAUUGACUAUUACAACAACCUCAUUAACGAGCUUCUAGCCAAUGGUAUAGAGCCUUAUGUGACUCUCUUCCAUUUUGAUAUUCCACAAGCUCUGCAAGAUGCAUAUGGCGGGUUUCUAAGUUAUCAAAUUGUGGAAGAUUUUCAAGACUUUGCAGACUUCUUGUUUAGCCAAUUUGGAGACCGGGUGAAGAGCUGGAUUACCAUAAAUGAGCCGUGGACCUUCAGUCGAUAUGGUUUUGCAAUUGGUAAGUUUUCACCUGCUCGAUGUUCAGAUUGGCAAGGACUCGGCUGCACAGGUGGCGAUUCUGGCAGAGAACCAUAUGCUGUGACACAUAACCAGCUUCUUGCUCAUGCUGCUACUGUGAACCUGUAUAGAAAAAAAUACCAGAAAUUUCAAAAAGGAAAGAUUGGAGUAGCACUAGUCUCGUAUUGGUUCGAGCCUUACAAUGAAAAGGAUGAAAAUCGGAAGGCUAAAGAUCGAGCUCUUGAUUUCAUGCUGGGAUGGUUUAUGGAACCAUUGACAUUUGGUAAAUACCCAGAAAGCAUGAGAGUUCGUGUUGGAAACCGAUUGCCUGAAUUCACCAAAGAGGAAGCGGACAUGGUGAAGGGAUCAUUCGACUUUUUAGGAGUUAACUACUAUGGUGCACUUUAUGCAUCCAAUAAACCAAACUCUUCUAGUUUCAGCUAUGACACGGAUUCUGAGAUGGACGCCACGGGGAUAAGAAAUCAGAAGCCAAUUGGUGAACAAGGAAGAAAUUCGAGUGUUAUAUACAUUUAUCCAAAGGGAUUGAGGGAACUUCUGAUGCAUAUAAAACAAAUAUACAAUGAUCCAUUGAUUUACAUUACUGAGAAUGGGAUCGAUGAGGAUAGAGAUGACAACUUAGUAAUAUCAGAAGCAAUAAAAGAUGGCAUGAGGAAGGAAUAUAUCCAUGACCAUCUUUGUUGUCUACUGGAAUCAAUUCUGAAAGAUGGUGUUAAUGUGAAGGGCUAUUUCGUAUGGUCAUUGAUGGAUAAUUUCGAAUGGACAUCUGGUUACUCAGUUCGACUUGGACUUAAUUAUGUGGAUUUCAAAGAUAAACAGUUGAAAAGAUACCCUAAACACUCUGCACUAUGGUUCAAAAGUAUUCUUGAGAAGAAGAUUCAGGAGCCUCAGUCAAGGAUUUCUGAUCAUUAA